AUUAAUUUAACUGUGAUAUGAAGUUGUUGCCAGCCAUUUACAACUCAUAGGCUACAGUUGCCUAAUAAUCAAAUUUGCUAUGCCUUCACUAUGUAUUAACCAGUCUAUGGUAUUAACAUGUGAGCUAGAAUGUGUCAUUUGGCCUUUUUUGGGGGUUCCUUGUUUUAAUUUGUAUUGACUGAAAUUUGACUAUGGGCUCUGUGGGGUGGUCUUAAAUUUGGAAUUUGAGUUUGACUCUCUCUUUUUUUUUUUGAAGAUGGAUAUAACAAUUCAAACGGGGAAAUCACUUCCAGAAUUACAGAAAUGUAAUAAAUGCUGCAGUGAUUUUCACUGCCCAUUCUGUGCCCCGAUAUAUUUCAAACCGACAAAGUUGUCCAAAGUUCAGAAACAUGUUAAAGGACACUUCAACAGAGCAGUGCAACAUGAAGGUAACAUUAGCAAACAUCUUUUUUUUUUUGCUUUUUGAUUUUCCUGAGGCCAUCAUUCAUGGCCUAUGUGAGCUGCAGGCAUUAUCCUGGCAGGAGGCUGAGGAGGUGUUCCUUCGUGGCCCUACUUAUCACCCUAGUGAAGUUGAGGAAUUUGACCGGGUGAUUGCAAAAAGAAUGAGAAAAGAAGCAACAUUUGCCUACCAGAAACAAGAUGACAGCGAUCGUUAA
Onychostoma macrolepis is the source of this 656-nucleotide messenger RNA. RefSeq names its product PWWP domain-containing DNA repair factor 4-like. NCBI's taxonomy places the organism in Eukaryota, Metazoa, Chordata, Actinopteri, Cypriniformes, Cyprinidae. The coding region runs from base 390 to 656 and encodes 88 amino acids. The transcript is spliced from 4 exons. The record is from RefSeq and is a predicted model, not a curated record.